AUGGUUCGCGUCGUAUCACUGAGCGGGCGAGAGGUCGACGUCCGCUGGGGUCCCGAGGACACCUUGGGCGAUAUCGCCGAGAAAGCCAGAGUGGCACUCGGCACCUGCCGCGGACGGCUUCUCCUCGGCACCGACGUCCUCGACUUCGACAGCAAGAUGAAGGAUGUGGGGGAUGGAGUCCUGACGUUCCAGUCAAUUUUGCCCCGCACGCUGGCGAGUUUGAGGGCAUACACGAUCCUGUACGGCGACGGCACCGCGGAGGCGGUGGGGGACCCUGAUCUCGGUGGCCGAGGUGGCGCGCAGGGGGUGAAGGCGGUGCAGUGCACCUGCCAGGCCUUUGCAGCCCUCUUGGAUAAUGGAUCGGUCGUGGCUUGGGGACAGGAACUUGGCGGCGGCGAUGCGAGUGCAGAUUUUUACGAGGAAGACAUCGUGCAGAUCCAAUCCACCGACACCGCCUUCGCGGCCAUAACGAUCGACGGCGCGAUCGAUUGCUGGGGUAACCCGUGCACAGGCGGGUUGGGGCCCCUUCAGCCUGGCGAUGAUGGUGAACCUGUACGGCUUGACGUGGAGGGAGGCCCUGCCCUCUUGCUCUGCCCAGGUCUCUUCGGCGCGGCGCCUGGACCUUGUCUGUGUCGCCUCUUGAAGCCUGGAGUCUUCGGCACGGCUCGCGACGGCUUCGCGCAUCGCCUGGGCCCUGGUGCUCUCUUUGCUGCCUCUUCGAAGCCGGCUGGUUGGCAUGUUUUGUGCAUUCGUCGCAGCUUUGUUGAUUUCCCGAGCCCCCCAGCUUCAGGGGUAGGUGCGAUGGCGCACUUUCGCCGCUCGCAGGCCGUGAACGUGGUCCUCAGCCCCGCGCUGCCAGACCUGGCUCGGGUCGGCGUUCGCCUCGGCUUGGGCGACUAUCCGGCCUGCUGCGACCGCCUGCUGGAGCUCCUGGAUCCGAAGCUGUGCUCAGAAACUGACCGGAUCGGUGUCCAGCAAGCCAACGCUGAGUUGCAGAGGCUCCGGAACAAGCUGGACCUCCUUCCCGAGUCGGAGCUGUCCAAGGCUCUCCAAGAGGCGCAAGGGGCGCCAUCUAACGCGGAGCGGCUGUUUGUGACGCUGCCUUCGCAGUCGGCAUCUGCCAAGAGCCGCUCCGUUCUUCAAGGGCGAGGUUUGGGAAGGGGCUCCUCUGCUCCCAAGGCCAGUUUGGACAAGUUCAUGAAGCAGAUGAGGAAUACGACCGAGGUUGCAGAGCCCAGCGAGCCGGUGGUUGCGCAGCCCAGCGAGUCGGUUGCAGAGCCCAGCGAGCCAGCGGUUGCAGAGCCCAGCGAGCCGGUGGUUGCGCAGCCCAGCGAGCCGGUGGUUGCGCAGCCCAGCGAGCCCGCGGUUGCAGAGCCCAGCGAGCCGGUUGCAGAGCCCAGCGAGCCGAAGGUUGCAGAGCCCAGCGAGCCGGUUGCAGAGCCCAGCGAGCCGGUUGCAGAGUCCAGCGAGCCGGAGGUUGCACAGCCCAGCGAGCCCGCGGUUGCAGAGUCCAGCGAGCCGGAGGUUGCACAGCCCAGCGAGCCGGUUGCACAGCCCAGCGAGCCGAAGGUUGCAGAGCCCAGCGAGCCGAAGGUUGCAGAGCCCAGCGAGGCAGUGGUUGCAGAGCCCAGCGAGGCAGUGGUUGCACAGUGCAGCGAGUCGGCGGAGCAGGAAUCAGCCGAGGAGCCAUCCAUUCCGGCCUUUGAGAACGGGAAGCUGGGUGAGCCGCUCAAGGAGUACAGGGACCACGUGGUGGCGAGGCAGGAGUUUGAGCACUACGGCCCGGACUGCCCGCUGGAGGUAGUCCGACGCUUCCGGGAGUGCCUCUAUCGCGACGAGAAGGACACGGCGAACUUCAAUCCCUACUGGGUCGUGCUGGAGUUCCCCACUCGCACUGGUGUGGGGCCGCUGCCAGAGUGGAACGGCGCGAUGGCCUUCUGUCUUCGCGAAGGCGAUCCCACGAACUUCCUGCUCGUGAGCAAGAACAAGGGCGUCGCGGUGCGGGCCGAGAACGUCUUCAAGGCCGGCUGGCAGCGGGGCAACAUCCGCAUCUUCGACAAGGGGGCCUACUACCAAGCCAAGGACCAGGACGCGGCGGAGUUUUCCCCACGGGCGGCGCUCCGAAGCCUGGAGCACCUCGACCCCGUCGGCUACAUGUCCCACAUGGCCAAGCUGGAGGACCGCUUCGGAGGCGACACGGCCCUGCGGACUCGCAAGCGCAAGGCCACGACCGAGGAUGAGUACAUCUACGUGCAGCGGGAGGCCCUCAACAAGCUCCGCAAGGCCGUUGAUGAGGAAAGGGAGGCCAAGGCGAUGCUUGCGAAGUCCACGCUUUCCAUCGCAGACUUCAACUACGAGACCUGCCAGUGCUGGUAUUGGGACGAGCCGAGUGGCUGCAAGAAGUCCGUGCCCUUGGACGAGGCCGUCGCCAUCGCCAUCCAGACGAGGAGAACCAUAGUGCUUUACGGGCCUCCAGGUCGAGGCAAAUCGCCCUUCGCCAAAGCACUGGCCGGCUGGUACAUGCAGCACGUCCUGAAAGGCAAGAUCGACGAGAUGAUCUUCACCGGCACCGUGGACAGCCUCCGCAAGGCGUACCAGUUCAACCUGCUUCAGGGCGGGCGGCCCCUGGUUUUCGAUGAUCUCCUUGCCAACCGGCAAAACGUGGGGAGCCAAGGAGGAGGGCCGGACUUUGUGAAACAGCUCUUAGGCAUCUCCCGGGAUGAUCGAGCGACUCUCCAGAGUCGCUACGCAGAUAUGCAGAUCCCACAGGAUUGCCUGAGAAUCAUCACGGUUCAAGAUGUCGACAAGGUGCACCCGGGGCUCCAGGUCAUGCACAGCGCCACGGAAACCCACAUCCCCAAGGAGUUCUGCGGGGACUUGCAUGACAUGCCCAUCAAGGAGUAUUUCGACGUGGACCGCCGGGCAAUCCUCAAGAGGAUGGUCGCGAUCUUCGUCCCCGAUGGCAUCCUGAAAGGCGAGGUGCUGGGUGGCCGCGUCGAGUCUGAUCAGGAGAACAUCGCCAGGCUGCGGGAGCUCUGGAGUAAGACCGUCGGCUGA
Symbiodinium sp. CCMP2592 is the source of this 3057-nucleotide messenger RNA. NCBI's taxonomy places the organism in Eukaryota, Dinophyceae, Suessiales, Symbiodiniaceae. The record is from the annotation of a GenBank genome assembly.